CUCAGCGAAACCAAGCGUAACCUUGCGAACAGCUGAUUCCGAAAAUAAACAAAGGCGCGUGGUGCCCGCAUACGCAGAGGUCGUCGCUAUCCCAAUUCGUCCCAGGGCGCCCAUUGGUGUGCUGCGCGUGACAUCAACACCUCUCUUGGUUGGGCUUAUCGGUCGCAUAAGUAAAGCUAUAAAACCUUGGGUGUUACUCUGUUCGUACUCUUUGUCAAGGCCAUAUCAAUAUCUCUUUGUUACAACGGCUGCGCACGAGGAACAACAGGUAGAGGCCAGUAUGAGAAUAUUUCAUGGCAUAAUUGUUUUUGGUCUGAUAUGGACCACCUCUGCAACACCCCUUACCUUUGGGAAGUUCUAUGGAAAUAAAGGAAAGGCACCAACAAGACAUCCAGUGAUUUUAGUUCCAGGUGAUGGGGGCUCAAAGAUGAUGGCCAAGCUGAACAAAACAUCCGGACCUCACUACUGGUGCUACCAGCACACAUCCUUCUACCUGCUCUGGCUCAACCUGGAUGUCCUGUUCAGCAAGUUCAUGGACUGCUUUGUGGACAACAUGAAGCUGACCUACAACAUCACCGACCGCAAGACGUACAACACGCCUGGCGUGGAGACGGUGGUGCCCGGAUUCGGCACCACCGACACCAUCGAGAACCUCAGCGACUGGAACAGCAUCUUCUUCUCGUACACGCAGUACUUUUACCACAUCGUGGAGAACAUGGUGACCCAGCUCAACUACACCCGCAAUGUGGACGUGGUCGGCGCGCCGUACGACUUCCGCAAGGCGCCCAACGAGCUGGGCGUGUUCCUGGCCAACCUGACGCGGCUGACGGAGCAGGUGUACUACCGGAACGCCAACCGGCGCGUGGUGCUGGUGACACACAGUUACGGCUGCCCGCUGACGCUGCACUGGCUGCACUCGCGGCCGCAGGCCUGGAAGGACAAGUUCAUCGAACAGUGGGUGUCGCUGGCCGGACCGUUCGCCGGCACGGCGCUCUCCUACGAGGUGUACGCCGCAGGGUAUAACCUGAACGUGUGGGAGCUGUCGGGCUCUCGGCUGCGCCAGGAGCAGCGCACCAGUCCCAGCCUGGCGUUCCUGUCGCCGAGCCCGCAGGCGUGGCCCAAGGACUACGUGUUCCUCAGCACGCCAGAGACCAACUACACGCUGCAGAACGUGCAGCAGUUCUUCACUGACAUUAACUAUACGGUGGGCUGGGAGAUGCGGAAGGACACGGCCGGCCUGCUGGACAUCACCCAGCCGCCCGGCGUCAGCAUGUACUGCGUCUACGGAAACGGCUCGGCCACCACCGAGAGGGUGGUGUACACGGACAUGGCCAAGUUCCCGGACUCGCCCGAUCACGUGGUGAAGGGCGCCGGUGACGGCACGGUGAACCUGCGCAGCCUGCAGUGGUGCGAGUCGUGGCGCGGCCGGCAGCGCCAGCCGCUGGCCAGCCGACUCUAUCCGGACGCCGAUCACAUGGGCAUGAUCACCAAGCCGGCCAUGGCCGCCGAGAUCGUCAACCACCUGGCGGCGCUCAACGGCGGACAGCUCGUCUGACGGACUGGUGGUGGAACAGACACCGGGCGGCUGCAGUGCAGCUGGUGUGGGGGACGCCGGGCGGCCGCUGUGACAGAUAGCGGGCGGCUCGUCGAGACGCGUCUCGUGUGUACCAGACGGGAGUGCACAGUGGAGAAUGGACGGACGGUGGGACAGAUGGUGAAUAACGGACGGUGAAUUACGGACGGUGGACGGUGGGAUAGGCAGUGGACGGCAGAUGGCAGUCCUCUCAGUCGGUGUUGUAGUCAGAAGGGUGAAGUGGGGCGGGUUUUAUGCGCCCGGGAAGACGACUGUAGCAAUAGUUGCUGCUGUAGACCAGGCAGAUGUGUGCCGGGCCCACACUCCCCGUGUGUUGGGACCGGCGCGGUGACUGGUGGCGCCGCCCUGGUGGCCGGCGCGGCAGGCUGCAGUACCGGCGGCGGCCGCCGGCCCCGCUGAGCUGGACGCGGGCGGUACACUACCACGACAGUUCUCAGGAGGCCACGGCGCAGUGGCCUUACUCGCACAGCCCCCGAACGGCAUCCCCGUUUUAGCGGGGCGUUUCUCGACCUUAUUCGGUGUGCUGCAUGUGAGGCAUUCGUGUGACGUGUAUUAGUGUCGUAUUAAUCAGGUUAUUAGGACCGCCACGACUGUGUCGGACCUAGGUCAGCGCUCUCUCUAUAUUAUGUAUGCCAUUACCAUGGAUGAGAUAAUACUACCUAAUCCAUGCCAUUACCAUAUGAUAACGGAACUAUGUAACCGAACGGCGCAUGCCCGAUGCAAUCAGUGUAUUAGCAGCACAUUAGCCUAAUAGCAUAGGCUGCUUGCAGGGUUCAUCUGUAAGCAUGAUGUAGCGCAUCUAAACAGCUCAAGUACUUUCUUUCAGCUAUGUGUUAUCUUGCGUGUAAUCUCUGAUAGGGAGUGACGAACACGAGCUUUCAUCCUGCUGACGGCGCGUGAGCAGAGUCUGGUGUGUUUACUGUUUACUGUGUAACUAUGGGGCAUCUACUGAGGCAUGUUUCAGCAGUAUCAUAUAGGGUGUGUGAAUAUUGUCAUCAAAUACAUAUCAACGCAUGCAGUG
Molecule: messenger RNA, 2615 nt
Organism: Amphibalanus amphitrite
Lineage: Eukaryota; Metazoa; Arthropoda; Thecostraca; Balanomorpha; Balanidae
Product: phospholipase A2 group XV-like
Exons: 8
Coding region: 281-1555 (424 amino acids)
Biological process (GO): lipid metabolic process
Source: RefSeq, a predicted model, not a curated record